Messenger RNA from Maylandia zebra (zebra mbuna), 1469 nucleotides. RefSeq names its product visual pigment-like receptor peropsin. Gene Ontology annotation, biological process: G protein-coupled receptor signaling pathway. Gene Ontology annotation, cellular component: membrane. Gene Ontology annotation, molecular function: G protein-coupled receptor activity. The record is from RefSeq and is a predicted model, not a curated record. NCBI's taxonomy places the organism in Eukaryota, Metazoa, Chordata, Actinopteri, Cichliformes, Cichlidae.
UGUCACUGCAGUGUCUACUGAAAGCAGAGGAGAGCAGGGAUUUUGAAGAGGACAGAAAGAAUUCAUGCAUAGGCAUCGAAAUUCAGGCCAUGGAGCUGACGCUGAAGGCUUUCACUCUGAAGGUGGUGAAUAUUCCAUGGAGGAAUAAUAACCUGAGCACCCUGCAUACAGACCCUCCUCUGUCUGAUCAAGGACAGACCAUCAUUGGAGUCUACCUGUUAGUGCUGGGAUGGCUGUCUUGGUUUGGAAACAGUUUAGUGAUGUUUGUCCUGUACAGGCAGCGGGCCACACUUCAAUCAACCGAUUUGCUCACCUUAAACCUCGCAAUCUCUGAUGCCAGCAUUUCAAUAUUCGGCUACUCCCGGGGAAUCCUAGAAAUAUUCAAUAUCUUCAAGGAUGAUGGAUAUUUGAUCACCUGGAUCUGGACCUGCCAGGUGGACGGCUUCUUCACGCUGCUCUUCGGCCUCGCGAGCAUCAACACCUUGACGGUGAUCAGCAUCACCAGAUACAUAAAGGGAUGCCAUCCAAACAAAGCUCAUUGUAUCAGCAUCAACACGAUUGCUGUGUCACUAAUCUGCAUUUGGACUGGAGGGAUUUUUUGGUCUGUUGCUCCACUCCUGGGCUGGGGCAGCUACACAGAUCGAGGUUAUGGAACUUGUGAAGUGGACUGGUCCAAAGCCAAUUACUCCACUAUUUACAAGUCCUACAUCAUAUCCAUCCUGAUCUUCUGCUUUUUCAUCCCGGUGAUGAUCAUGCUCUUCUCCUACAUCUCCAUUAUCAACACAGUGAAAACCACGAAUGCUAUGUCAGCUGACGGUUACCUCACCGCCCGCCAAAGGAAAAUGGAGCGGGACGUCACAAGGAUUUCCAUUGUAAUCUGCACUGCUUUCAUCCUGGCCUGGUCACCAUAUGCAGUGGUGUCUAUGUGGUCAGCCUGGGGCUUCCACGUGCCAAGCACAACCAGUAUCAUCACCCGCCUCUUUGCCAAGUCUGCCAGUUUUUACAACCCGCUCAUCUACUUCGGCAUGAGCUCCAAAUUUCGCAAGGAUAUUUUGGUACUUCUGCCGUGCGCGCAAGAGCACAGCGAGGUGGUGCACUUGCAAAACAUCACGCCAAAAGCCGAGGCCCCGCCCCCGCCUGAAUCACUUCCAGGCCAGAAGCUGGAAGUGAAAAGUGCAGCUGCAGAGCUGAACCAAUCUGAGCACGACAGUGAUUCGGGGGUCAACAGCCCUCCUCAGACUCCUCCGUCUGACCCACAGGUCUUCCACAUCGACGUGCCCUCUUACACUGAAACAUCAGAGUACUGGUGUGACAGGCUCUGAAGACUGUUUCCAUUUCACCUCAACCAAUACUUGAAUUCUAUGGGGAGACUGGGAGUAUUUAUUUAUUUAUUUUUUUGUAUGUUAUGGUCUUAUCCAUCUUAAUAAAUUGUAUGUGCAACCAGUGUUAAUAAAUUAUUUUAAGUUUCA